AUGACAGCGGUGGCCACGGGGUUUACGAGGACCGUCCCUCCCAGGAAGACACCAACCGACACCGCCUCCUGCUCCUCCUGCCUGGUCGCUGAGGGCCGUCCUGGACCACAGUCCACGUCUGAUAUAGUGGGUGAUCCUGUGAUCCAAAGUGUUAGUCAGGGGGUCGUCCCAGUCACGCUGACCGGGCCUUGGUGGUCGUUGCGUGGAGGCAGCAGCUCAGGAGGUGGUGGUGGGCUGGGGACAGUGGCAGGCCUAGGGGUGGGGGCAUGGCCGUGGGGGGGCCGCAUCCCGUCCUCCACCCUGCACCGGGACAGGCGCUGGGGCUGGGGGUCCUGGGGCGGGGGUUCAUCCAGGGGAGCUCCCAGACUGUCCGAGCUCAGGCCGUGGCUGAGCGGAGGGGUGGUCGCAGCGGCAGGAGGCGGAGGUAGUACUGGGGGAGGAGGCGGGACAGAGAAAGGAGGCAGGGUGAGAUGUUCACGCAGGCUCUGGGUUCUCCUUGGCUCGCUGGUUCUAGUCUUUCUCACCUCGCUGUUCUUCUCCGUGUCACUCCGUGGGGGUGUCGGCUUCAACUACCUGGAGCCGCCUGGGUGGGAGGAGUCGAGGCGGGUGAAGUUAGUGCCAAGCUACGUGGGCGCACACAGGCUUUCACCACCCGACACCACGCAGCAGAAGACCUGUGCCUGCCCACGCUGUGUUGGAGACCCCGGCGUUUCUGAUUGGUUCGAUGAGAACUACGACCCGGACAUCUCACCUGUGUGGACCAGAGACAACGUCCAGCUGCCCUCUGAUGUCUACUACUGGUGGGUGAUGUUACAGCCCCAGUUUAAGCCCCACAGCAUCCAGCAGGUGUUGCUGAGGUUGUUCCAGGUGAUUCCCGGGAGGUCGCCAUACGGCUCGUGGGAUCCGGGACGCUGCCUGCGCUGUGCCGUGGUGGGGAACUCUGGAAACCUCCGCGGGGCCGGAUAUGGGGCGACCAUUGAUGGACACAACUACAUCAUGAGGAUAAACCUGGCCCCCACGGUGGGCUAUGAAGAAGAUGCCGGCAGCCACACCACUCACCACUUCAUGUACCCGGAGAGCGCCAAGAACCUGGCAGCCAACGUCAGCUUUGUCCUGGUUCCGUUUAAAACGCUGGAUCUUGUCUGGAUCACGAGCGCUCUGUCCACGGGCCAGAUUCGAUUUACCUACGCUCCAGUGAAGCAGUUCCUCCGUGUAGAUAAAGACAAGGUCCAGAUCUUCAACCCAGCAUUCUUUAAAUACAUCCAUGACCGCUGGACCAGACAUCAUGGGCGCUACCCCUCCACUGGCAUGCUAGUGCUGUUCUUUGCGCUGCACGUCUGUGACGAGGUGAAUGUGUUUGGGUUCGGAGCAGACAGCCGAGGAAAUUGGCACCACUACUGGGAGCAAAACCGCUACUCUGGAGAGUUCAGGAAGACUGGCGUCCACGACGCCGACUAUGAAGCCCAGAUCAUCCAACGGCUGGCCAAGGCUGGCAAGAUAACUGUAUUCCCUGGGAAAUAACCAGCAAAUCAGCCCGUGUAUCUAAUGUUUCAACACUGCAGGCAACAGACACUAUAGAGGCCGCUUAGAACGUGUUAGAUAUUCUCGCUUUCACUUACCCACACCGGUUUAGGCUCCCAGUUUGAAGUAAAUGCUUACAGGAAGUGAGACGCAAUGGUCAUGAAAUGGUACCAAACAAUCCUAUUCCAUUUACUUUCCUUCAUAUUCCAGAGGUUGCCCACCAGUGGAGGCUCUGAUUGAAGAACAUGGUGUGUAGACUCUUAGGAACCAGGAACAGAGAACAUCCAAAUGUUCUGCUCACUGUGGACUGAUCUAAAAGUGGCAGUUGAGCCUUAAAUUUGACAAUAGACGUAUUGUCUCUUAGUAGUUUUCAAGGUUUAACCUCUAAUGGCCAGUGCAAGACCACAUAUUGCUUUUCCGGGGGCAGCUUCAACUUAGGGGUGAUAAAGAAGAGAAGGCCGGACAGCAGGAAAACUUAACCAGUCACCACAAAUACAAAUGACCGUGUGCAGCAGAGAGAGAGAGCCAGAGAGGGAGAGAUUUCACAUGCAAGCGUCCCACUUCUGGACUCACCUUGGAUGAGUGUCCAAUCCUCAUCCAUUAACAACAUAUACAGUAUGCUGCACACUGAAAAGGCCACAGAAACAGCACCGUCAGCAUCUGGUAGACGCUUGUAUUGUUCUACAGCUAUGUGGUGUCUGAAAGUAACAGAGUGGGUAUAAAAGUACAGUUCUUCACCCUCUAAGCACGAGGCACUUUUCUGUAGGCCUGCAGACUAGACUGACACAAACUGUGGAGCUGUCCAAAGCCACUGUGCUGUUGAACAUUUUGAACCCUAGGCCAUGACUUCCUUGAGAAAGAGUUGUUUUUCUUAAGUCCUUUAUGAGGCCAAACCUCACUUUCCACUUUCCACUGUCACAGCCCCACUUUAUGUGAGUUCUCCCUCACAAGACAGCAUUACAAGGACCUUGUCUGACUGAGAUGGCUUGUAAAACAGUUUGGUUGUAAGAUGAAAGGUGAUUGCUGUGAGUUUAUAUCGUUUGACUGUCCUCUAAACCCCUUGGGUCCCCACCAGGCUUAGCAAGGCCUCCACACCUCGCCGCAGACUCACAGAAACGCGAUCAAGACUUUUGCCUUUCAGCCAUUCUGUCGACUCAGAAAGAUCACUGCAGCACGAGCAUGAGCUUCAGCUUCUGUAGAGCCAGCUAACCUGGUUUCAAACAUUGUGGCGACCAGAGGCCAAUCUUUCUUCACAGGGACACAGGGAGAAGUGUUGUGGGAGAGUGUUGGUUGGACUGUGUGUGACUCUAAUGAGGCCAAAAGUCCGUCUCCUGGGGUUUCAUGUGUGGAUGGAGGCAUGCUGGUUUUUGGACCGGAGUUUCAUCCCCAUGUGGUCUGUCAGGGUCUAAUUUGGGAGACGAGGAGACAGAGAGCUAGGGCAUGAGGAACCAGUCUGACAACAGCAGCAUGAGAAACAUUUUGCUCCAGUAUUUUUAAGGGUGAAAAGAAAAGAUGUUGGUUUAUGAACAGAAACUUGUGCUUCUAUACAAACUGUACUGGGUUCACCGCUUUGGUUUUGAAAGGACUGAGACACAAAGGGACUUCUCUUUUCCCUUUCACAGACCUGACUCCUGUAUCCCAGUGGAGUUAGAGACUGUCAGUGACAUUUCUACCAGAUUAAGGCUCAUGUAAUGGGGUGAAAGAAAACCCCAACAAACCCCAACUGGAUCUGGGAACUCUUUAACCCGUCAGCAGCUCGGCUUCAUUAAACACUAGCCCUGGUCCCCGCUCAGCCAAUUAAAACUUCAGCUAUGUCUGGAGGGGGUGGAGCCACCAGACGCCUUAGACUCCAUCUCUGUACUGCAUAAACUGCACUUCCUGUUCUGAUUUUAAUGUUAAUGGCAUAUCCCCCUGCAGACUGCUGCAGAUCUCAUUUGUUAGUUUUAUGUACUGUUAAGCUUUGAGUUUACACUUUGGCUGGAUUUAUACUGUCGGCUCAGAUUAGACUUCCACCCAGGUGGCACAUUAAUGGUUUUUAUCAUGAUUUGGUAUCCCCAAACAAUGCCCAUUUACACAUUAAUAGCCUCCAUUGUAAGUUAUUUCUAUCUUUAACAAGGAGGCACAAACAAGUAUCAAUCGUGGAUGUGCAGCCAGACAGUGUUGAAAAACAGAAACGUCAGUGGAAAACAGACAAUGUGUGCCACAGAGAGAAAGGAAAAUAACAGUAUUUGGUUUAACCUGAGGCUAUAAAUCCAUCCAAAGAUGCCAUGACAGAGGUGUUAAUCAAGAAACAGCUGGUGGCUGAUUAAGGAGAGUACUCAGGGUUCCUAUGCAGGUCUGGUAAAUUUGGAGAAGUGGUGACGGAAUAAGUCUUUUAAGGUGCGAUAAGUAAUUUUUCCCCUUUACACCAAACACGUAUGCAUGACUUUGAACGCUUGUUGAUUGGUAUUAAUGACUCCACAGCAACUUUAUGUUAGGCUGAGAGCUCUGGCUUUUAAAACUCACUUCCCAGACUACACUCCAUUUAGGAACAAAUUAGUAUUUAUGUCAGUUACAGGGUACUAAGUAUUUGUUGGAGCUCCAGGAUACACACAAUGUGUUUGGGUGAGUAAGAGUGAAUGUAAACGGAAACUCCACAGAGAAAAAACUCCUUAGCUAUUAUUUAUUAAGAGUUUAACAAAUAAAAUCUGUUUCAUCAGGACUGUGUGGGUGGAGUCUGAUCAGUUUGACAUGGCCCAACUAGCAAACAACUAGGGCUGGGUACCAGUACUUGAUACCUUUAAAGGAGCUAUAUGUAAAAAAUCUAAAGCAAAUAGUCAUAAAAUCCUAAUAUGUCACAGAGACUAAGGAAUAAUGUUCAUAUAACAUACUGAUCUCACUGACAACAAUAGUACAGCCAGAAUAUUCGCAUUUAAAAAAAUUUUUUACGGUCCGCAAAUCAUGUUUAUGUUUUGAAUUUGUGUUUUGGCCUGUUGCGCCACCCACCGCCGUCUACCAGUCACGCAGUCAGUAGAGUCUCAGCAUCAGUUAAAGUUACGACUGAGCUACAGCAGCACGGCAAGCAGCAUUAGCAGUGUCCCGGUACAUAGCAUUAGCAGUCUCCUCAGCUGUAUCCUGGCAGCAGCGUCAGCAGCAGAGAAGUUGGACUUGCUCGAACAGUCCGCUGGAAAACUGAAGAUCAAGGACGCGGCGACGCAGCCCUGCCACGGCAGCCGUCCGUGGGCAAACAGAUCAGUCUCCAGCGUGCCGCUGUCCAGCAACCUCAAAUCUGUAGGGGAGGGGGGGCGGACACGUCUUGCGGCAGUAUUUUGAAUUUGAGUGCAGUAACCGUUUUGGCCACAUUCUUACAUACAGCGCCUUUAAGGUAUCAACAGAAAUAAUGCACUACCAAGUAAUAUCGAAAUGUCUCCGGUCAAACAAUACCUGCUUUCAUCCUUUUUGUGCCAGGGGUCUGAAACCAGACCAUCCCGACUCCCUGCCGGAAAAAAAUCACACACAAGACAUAAAAUACUUCUUUGUGGAGGAUUUAUUAUCUUCAAUUAAUUGUUUCUUAUCUGUGAAAUAAAAGGAAAUAAAAUAAGUCAAUUGUUUGAGCUUACAAAGACAAACAGGAGGUCUGCGUUGCUGUGGCGUGUAGUUACAUUUCUGGGGAGGUGCACGUCAGGCUACAGUGUAGGUUACGGCAUAGCCUCUAUGUUGACACAGAGCCCUACACCAUAGGUACAAUGUUGAUUCGAAGCAGAAGUAUAAAUCCCGCCCAACACAGCAGCAGCGCUAACAUCCAACCCCGAGCCAUUAAACAGAUUCAAACUCACAUUCACACCAAAAUGGCAUGACUCUGUCAUUAAACCCAUUAUUAACUGUGAUGCUAACAGUUAGCCCUGUCACUGUGUGUGAGUGGCUGGUGAACUUUUACCAACUGUCCCUGGAGAGAAGCUCACACUCCUACAGCAGCUACAACCCAUACAGUCUGUGGUGUGGUGAAGGUGAGCAUGAUGAUUCGUAUGUAGAUAUAAAUGGUUCAUUCUAAGGUAAUAAAAAACAACGAUUCUUAUUUUCAGGUGAUUAUAAACUAAUGAAAACAAAGUUAUGAAUAUGAUAUUCCAUUUCUACCAUUAGAUGCUCCAAAAUCCUAAACCCUGGACCUUUAAUGCUCCUUUAAAACUUUAAGAAAACUAUAGUUACAGCUAAAAGUUUACCAGAACUUCACUGAUAUUUUUUUCCUUUAGAAGGAGUCGUGUGUUGUGUCCGUGACUCAUAAUGUGCUAUACAGUGAGCUAAAAAGAACUUAUCUGCCACCUCCAGAAAUGGUGAAAGAGAUAGCUACAUCUGUGAAUAGAAGCUGUGUAGGAACCGUGAGUGCCAGCCGCUGCAGCAGAUGCUACUGUCAUGUGAAAUAUCACUUGUGUAUGUGUGACAACAUUGUUGAAUGCACCUUUCUCAGUGUGUUGUUAAAAGUUAAGGGAUUUAACCACAAUCUUAUGAAGCAUUUCAUUUUUUUUACAUGUAGUGCAACCAGCUGAGAAAGGUUUGAGGUAGGCACACACACACACACACACACACACACACACACUUAAAGUGAGAAGGGUCGGGGUGUCAUACCACCCCCAGCAGGUGAUGUGAAGAACUGUGCCUCCUGUGCUGAUAUCAGUUCUGUUGGUGUUUUACUGUGUUAUCUUUGGACAAUAUUGUGUAUCCACACGUGACUCUAAUGUAUUACUGUUGUUCUCUAUAUGCUUUCAAUGUUUUUAUCCUACAUUGCACAUUACAGAUUUUAUAGGAUGCUUUAGUGUUGAGCUGGGCUCACUUCAAGAGUCCGUGCGGCUGUAUCUGGACAUAUUGUUUGUGUUUCUCUGUCACACACAUACACACACACACAUACACACACAUUCAUGCUUUCGUGCCUUGUCCUGCUGCUGGACGUUUCUGGCCUACAGCUGCUCCAUCAGCAAAACACACACCUGCUACCUUUGCUUUUUUUUAUUUCUUUUUUUUGGUCACACACACACACACACACACACACACUGUCAUGUCUUUUGGCUGAGAGCUGUGCCUUCUGAGCUGCACACACACACACACACACACACCCCUACAUGAAGACACACUCUGCCUUCUGCUCGGGGUGCAGACGCCUCCCGCUCUUCACUCCUUACUGCUUUGUGCUCUGACGUUGUUUUCUAAAGAUGGCUGUAGGCUAAACAAGAGGAUGUAAAGUGGUGAUGCAGUGUGACUCGCUGUGAAUCCAUAUUAGGGCAUUUGCUACUUUUUUGAACAUAUAGCGUAUACUUUCCAGGCAUAUCUGCUUUUUUAGAUAACAUACAGUGAGGAAUGGCAGGAGAGAUGGCAGACAUAGAGGGUAAUCCGCUGGAUUUGAGCCCACAAAGUUGCAGGUACACAGUGACUGUAGAACAGAAGAUGACAAAGCGUCUAAAGGUUUAGACAUAUCAGUGUACCGCUGCUUUCGCAGUUCGGCGUUUUUCUCGGAGUUGUCAGCUACUGUGGUCCUGCGUUAUUGAUGUUUGUUUCCCAAGAUGCUCCUUCUAACUUCAAAAGGAAUGUGUAAAUUGUUUUGGAGAUAACGUGGCUCUCUGGCAGCAGAAUAACACUUUGCUAUCGCAUUCUCGCAGCCCGCAGUGGGUAAGAAAAGUCUUAAUAGUCUACUGUGCCCCCAAACAAGGUGAGACCCUGUUCCAGCACGGAAACAGUUAUCAGCAUCCUCAAUUUCUCCCAGUUGUAAACCAGAACAUUGUUAUCAGAUAGAGGCGGAGGCAGGGUGAUCCCUCUCUGCUGUGCUAGCCUGAAUUAGAGUGGAGGUUUUACAGCACAUGACACAGAUCUGAGAGUGUUCCCUGUAGCAUUUAUAACCCAAAAUAGGUCUUUUCUCCUGUCGCCAACCCAAUACACUGAUUUUUUUUUUUUUGGUCCUCGGGAGUUGAUUCUCAAAAUAAUUGAAAGACACACCACUUUUUCAGGUCACUGCCUGUGCCAUGGCUGUCUGAGGAACAUCCAUCUAGAAAUAAAGAGCUGCAUCUGGUGAGAGCAUUUUGGGAAACGCGGUCCUUGAUUGUGAUGGUCAGAUCAGAUGUCCAGGAGCAGGAUGUUUUCUCAGGUGAAAUCUGAAUGUGUGGUUAAGUCCUCUGAUAACACUGACAGAAACAAAUGACAGCCAACUUGCGUGUUGAGUUUCUGUCACAAAUUAAACCGGACUGAUUUUCUUUUUAGCAUUGUGUUUAUUUCUUGAAAUUCCAGGCCAGACUCACGCAAAUCAUCCCCACACUAAAAUCAUCCAUCUUUGUUCUACUUUGCUGUCAGUGGAAUCCAGGCUCCUUUCACAUCCAGGACUAUUUUUACACCGUUUAGUCUCACACACUGUGUGCUGAGGCACAUUUCAGUAAAAGCCACAAACACUCAAUCACUGAUUGCCUGAAAAUGUGUUAUUGAGCCUUGUACGAUUGCACAAAGCAGAAAACCCAAACCACUAGAGUUUACCACAAUUUCCAUUUUCCUGGAUAGAAAGGGAGGCACAUUAAACUCAUUAAAUUACAUUUUUAUGGGGUAAUUAAACAGAAUGAGUGCAGAAAUGAACACAGUCUGAUAGCACACCUGUUCAGCUCGGAAAAAGUGGACACUGAUGUUUUUAUGUCAGAGGGAGAAUAUCUGAACAGCAUCUCAAUGGGGUCACUCCUGUUUCCAGGGUCCUAUGUUCCCCAGAUUUAUGGCACAUUAUGGGAACAUGACAAAGGGCUGUGUGUUUCCCUGGGUCAUAAUGUGAACCUGAAAAAGAUGUUGCCCAGCUCUGCAUUUGCUUAAUAUGGCAUGGGCUAGGGUUGGGUUAGGGGACUAUAAUCAUGACUCUGAGAAUCAUGGAAUUGCUCUGGAGUCGGCUGUAAUGGUAUGUGCUUUACCUGGUGAGCUACCAGGGAGCCCUAGUAGUUACUAGGAAAUCAAUAGCAGUUGACUUUUGCUAUCUCAAACAGGGCGGGGUUAGGAAAGAGGUUGAGGGUCAGGCUAGAUUAUUUAUGAAAUAUCUGAGGUAAAAUUUGUAAGACAAUAGGAGAGUUAAUCUGUGUAAACAGAAUAUUGGACCUUAACAUAAGACCUUGCGAACAUUGGACAUUCAGAACAUUCGACUCUUGGAACAUUGGACCUUGGGAACACAAGACCCUUGACAUAUAGAUAGCCUCCCUACAUGCAUCUACAAUUAAAGGAGUAAUUACACGAGUAGGGUUAUACCACUCAUGCACACACAUCUGUUAAAUUAAAGGCUACAGCUGGGAGACAUCUUAGCUUAGCUUAGCUUGAAGACUGGUGCUAGCCAGCUAGUCUGUCCAAAAGGUAGCUAACUAAUAGUCUGCUCCUAAUAGUCUGUCACAUAACCCUCCGAUAAACCUACAAAUUGUUUUUACACUUCUGUUUUGUACAGAAUAAACAAUAAGAUAUAACUCGUGAAGUAGUGAGUUUAACGAUCUAGUGCGUAGGAUUUAGUGCCAUCUAGCGGUGAGGUUGCAGAUUGCAACCAACUGAAACUUCUCUCAUGUGCCAAGCAUGUAGGAGACAGCGGCCAAUGCAAAUGGCCCUAUCAAGGGCCAGUGUUUGGUUUGUCCGUUCUGGGCUACUGUAGAAACAACAUGGCGGACUCAAUGUAAGAGUACCAUCUCCGUGUAUAAACAGCUCAUUCCAAGGUGACGAUAACGUGACGAUAACGUGACGAUUCUUAGUUUCAGGUGCUUAUACACUAAAGAAAACAUAGUUAUGAAUAUUGUAUUCCAUUUCUGCCAAUAUAUCCCCCUAAAUCCUACAUACUGCACCUUUAAGAGGAGCCAGUAAGCUAAUAGCAUUGCAAAUCUUUGCUAAUAGUUACCUUUGGACAGACUAGGCGAGCUGUUUCCAGUAUAUGCUAACUGUGAGAGUGGUAUCAAAUAACUGUCUGAGGAAAACAAGCAAUUUUCUUAAAAUGUCAAAGUAUGUUCUUGCUAUGUUAAGGGCAAACUAUGUUUUCUUUUGUUUUCUAGCUGUAGUACUUACAGCUUGAUUACUCGGACAUGUUGAUAAGAACCUACUGAACGAAAGUAAACAGAAAAUCAGAAAACUGGAUUAAUUUGUGGUUGUCUGGCAGUGUCUCCAGCUGCAACAAAAGAGAAUCGGUGCCAGACAAAAGGAAAUCACAGCCCUCAUGGCUGGAAAAUUACUUUAAUACCACUUAAGUCUCCUCAACCUGUGUCUAUCCAGUUGCUAUGGUUAAGGAGGCUGCAGCUUGGUGUCAUUCUGUGGUAAUGAAGAAUAGAUUUCUGCAGCAGGCACAGAAAUGUAACUGAAUGUUGGAGAGAAAGCUUCAAGGAACAAAUGCAUCCUGAUCAAAACACUGCCGGCUCAGGCUGUUGGCAUCGUGACAUGGCCUGCGACUGUUUUCAGCGUGCAGCGGUGUUUGAGGCUGAGGUGAGGACAGCCUCAGGCAGCUCUUUACUCAUCAGUUCACUGGUCUGCACUGAACAGAAGCAGCUCUUUAGCAGCAGUCACUGAGCUGCAGACUGCACAUAUCAGACUGUCGCUGUGGAUUGUAACGCUAACUUUCACACCUCUGUCAGCUAUUGUGCUAGUACUCUCAAUCAAGUAUGAACUAUCAAGUAGGAUUAAAGGCUGCUUAGUGAAUAGAUCUGCCACAACAGCAAACUUACUGGUGGCUCGUUUGAAACAGAUACUGUAGGAAAAGGAGUAGUCCAGGGAUUUAGAGUUUGGAUGGGUGAAAUAUUUUCAUGUGGGUGGUUUUCUGCUGUCUGGAUCUGUCAUCAUCAUCUAGUCCUGCUUAAAUGUCCCAUUCUUCAGUAGCACUACCUUGCGGACAAGGUAGUACACAUGUAUUUACUACAUGGAAACAUCUGUAUGAUAUGUGAUCCGACUCUUUGUAUCUUAUGCUAUUGUACAAAUAAAAGCUUCAUGAAACAUGAGAUCAAA
This is a messenger RNA of Epinephelus moara (kelp grouper), 10473 nucleotides long. It is a transcript of the gene st3gal2, whose product is annotated as ST3 beta-galactoside alpha-2,3-sialyltransferase 2. Lineage: Eukaryota; Metazoa; Chordata; Actinopteri; Perciformes; Serranidae. The transcript has 8 exons. The record is from RefSeq and is a predicted model, not a curated record. Gene Ontology annotation, molecular function: beta-galactoside (CMP) alpha-2,3-sialyltransferase activity. The coding region runs from base 1 to 1521 and encodes 506 amino acids.